GAUUCAUAAUUAUUGGUGUAAGAUUCUUUUAGUUUUAGUAAGAUCAUUAUUGACGUCGUAGUUAUCAUCAAUAAGUAAAGAUCAUUGACAAUUACAGGAAGAAAUGAAAAUCAUUCCUUUUUGGGUUCAGAUUCAAGGUAUUCCUCUUCUCUAUCUGACGAAUGCUAUGGCCCGUGCUGUUGGGAAUAAGUUAGGUAGGGUUUCUGCUGUAGAUUUUGAUGAGAAUGUGAGUCAAGUGGGAUUUGUGAGAGUUAGGCUAGAUUGGAACUUCGAUGAUCCACUUCGUUUCCAGAGGAACAUUCAGUUUAACAGGGAUGAGAACACUAUCAUUAAGUUCCGGUUUGAAAGGCUGAGGAACUUUUGCACCAAGUGUGGCUCCCUGAAACAUGAUGCAAAAGAAUGCUCUCUUGUGUUUGAAGAUGAAAACCCUGCAGAUUCUGAUGAAGAGAAUAAUGGGGAUUUUCAAAACAAUGCUAAUGAGGAUCAACAGAAUAAUCACGAUGGAGACAAUGCGAUGGCUGAAGAUGGAGAUGACUCACUUCCUAGUGUUGAUCCGGCUACUUUGAUUCCUGGCCUUCAGAGACAAGCGGCUUCUGCUUUCAACAUUACUUUCUCUCCAUCAGACUCCGUUUCUUCAAACAGUCUUAGUGUUUUUGAAGACACAGAGUUAACUGCUGAAAGACUCAGGUACCUUCAUGCCAAGCUUACCCGUGAGGCACUUCUGAAUGAAAGAAAGGAUGAUUUUCUUGACGCAGAUCCUACCAAGACAGAGUCUGAGUUUGUGUUUACCAAGAGAAAAAGAGUCAGCUUUGAAACCAGAUACAACCAGGCUGAAGCAGCGGAGGAAUCGGCAGCCCUGAGCCACUUCCGCAAAAAAGAAAAGAAGAAAGAAACAACUGCUUUGUUUGCACCAAUUCCAGGACUUGCCGGAGGCGCGGAGGGCCCGCCCCCACAGGGUCGAAGCGGUGGCUUGGCCUUGAUGUGGAAGGAUAAUGUACGUUUGUCCGAAAACUUUAAGGAUGAACGUCUUAUCGAUGUACAUAUAACUAAUAAUAACAUCAGCUUCUAUUUGUCUUGCGUGUAUGGCCAUCCUUCUCAAAGUGAGCGCCAUUACCUUUGGGAUCACCUUAAACAUAUUUCACUUACACGCAAUGACUCCUGGCUUUUGAUCGGCGACUUCAAUGAGAUUCUCUCUAAUUCAGAAAAAAUAGGUGGACCACCAAGGGAAGAAUGGACCUUUAGAGAGUUCAGAAACAUGGUUUCUUCUUGUGAUUUAGUUGAUAUAAGAUCGAAGGGUGACAGGUUCUCUUGGGUUGGUGAACGUCACACUCACACCGUGAAAUGCUGUUUAGAUAGAGCAUUUAUAAAUACAGAGGCUGCGGCUACUUUCCCAUUUGCAGAGCUCGAAUUCCUUGAGUUCGCUGGCUCUGACCAUAAACCCUUGCUUCUAUCUAUGGAGAACACAGCCACCACAAGAACGAAAUCAUUUUUCUUUGACAAAAGGCUCGUUGACAUUCCACACUUCAAAAGGUGUGUUAAAGAAGGCUGGGAAAAUGGCAAAACAACUCAUGGCUUUCAGAUUAUGGACCAAGUUAGGACUUGUCGUCAUCAUUUGUCACGUUUGAAACAUAGAUCAAAUCUGAAUGCGGAUUCUCGAAUCAAAGAACUACAAUCGCAGCUAAACGCAGCGAUGUCGAGUAUCUCAAGAUCUGAGAGACAAGCAAUUCCGCAAAUUCAAAGGGACCUUGCCCAAGCGUACAAUGAUGAGGAGAAAUAUUGGCAUCAAAAAAGUCGCAACAACUGGAUGAUAGGAGGCGACAGGAACACUGGAUUCUUCCACGCGUGUACAAAGACUAGACUUUGCGGAUUUCAGCCCCACAGUGACCCAAGCGAUGAAUUCUGAUCUGUGUCGUGAGUUUAGUGACGACGAAAUAUACAAUGCAGUUUGUU
Molecule: messenger RNA, 1950 nt
Organism: Arabidopsis arenosa
Lineage: Eukaryota; Viridiplantae; Streptophyta; Magnoliopsida; Brassicales; Brassicaceae
Source: the annotation of a GenBank genome assembly